Messenger RNA from Phasianus colchicus (ring-necked pheasant), 3191 nucleotides. RefSeq names its product defective in cullin neddylation 1 domain containing 2 (gene DCUN1D2). Gene Ontology annotation, biological process: protein neddylation. Gene Ontology annotation, molecular function: cullin family protein binding; ubiquitin-like protein binding; ubiquitin conjugating enzyme binding. Gene Ontology annotation, cellular component: ubiquitin ligase complex. The record is from RefSeq and is a predicted model, not a curated record. NCBI's taxonomy places the organism in Eukaryota, Metazoa, Chordata, Aves, Galliformes, Phasianidae.
UGGAUAAACAAAUUAUAAAGCAAACCAAAGACUUCAUUUUACACCGCAAUCUUUUAUAUAACAUAGAUUGCCUCCUUCAGUCAAUGUUAGCAAAACUGAGAAACAGCCCAAGGUCAUUGAUAAUAAUUUGUUCUCUCCUUGCCUAUUUUUUAGAGAUUACCUUGUUUUAAAAACACUCUACAGAAUGCUUAGUCGUCUCACAUGAUAUUAACUUGUGCUUCUUCUUAAAGAAAAGUCAUUAAAAAUACUAUGCCACGAUGCCAUUGGUCGUUGUACUUCAACCCAGCACCAGAACACAUUCUUCCUUUACAUCAGUAAACCUCUCAUAGUUUUUAUCUUAACAAUUUGUAUCACAUCCAAUUGUUGUUUAUGCAGUCUUAGAAGCAACAACACAUUCAAUUACAUGAAACAUAACAAAACAAAUCUUAACUGGAAGAGAUUAAGUUAUAUGUUAUAUGCACGGGCAAGAAACGUUUCUACAGGAAAAAAAAGGACAACGGGAAAUGGCUUCAAACUAAAAGAGAGGAGAUUUAGAUUGGAUAUAAGGAAGAAGUUUCUGAUAAUAAGGGUGAUGAGGCAUUGGUUGCCCUGAGAGGUGGUAGGUGCUCCAUCCUUAGAGACACUCAAGGUCAGGCUGGAUGGAGCACUGAAGCAUCCUGAUCCAGCCGUAGGUGUCCCUGUUCAUUGCAAGGAAAUUGGACAAGAUGGCCUUUAAGGAUCUCUUCCAACUCAAACGAUUCUAGGAAUCUAUGAAAAAAAACAUGAGCAGGGCAUCCUGGACUUCUGCACACCGCCAGUUUAGAUCACCAACCUCGAGGCUGCAUUAUCUCAACACUAGUUGGUCCUCAGGAUUUAAAAAUAGACUUAUAAGGACACUUACAGUAAUAACAGCAUCAUUCACAAGAUUAUUUCCCAGAAAGCACUUAUUUAAACUACACAGUUUAUCCAGGCAGGAUAAAAUUCAACAAGAAUCCAUUUCCACCUCUCAGCACCCCCAAGACCACUGACACAGGGAACACGAGCCGGGUUAGACCGUCUUGAGACAGGUUAGUUUUACCCUACCGACGAUGCGUUGUUGCGCUAGCAACCCCGCUAGUUACAGUAAAAUAUCUCACAAUAUUUAAAAACAAACCAACUCCACACAGCACCACCCCAAAUGCAAACCGCGUGUGUGAAAGCGCUGAAAGAUGCUCCUGGAACCGCAGCACCCAGGGCCGUGCCCACCGCCCUCCGGUGCGGAACCUCUUCGCGACAUCCACGCAGAGGAACCUUCGCAGCCGUCCCGAGGCGGUGUGUUUCCCACCCCCCAGACGCACGGCGGUAACACGCAACCCCCAGGCCCGGCCCUUUCUCGCACCCACCUGAGAGCGGCUCGGGGACGCGCAGGGGAGGAAGGGAGCGGCGAGGAGGAGCUGCGAGCCCCCCUCCGUGCGCCGCGCGGUACGGGGGAGGCGGCCACGAAGGGAAAAGGGAAAGAGGCCGCUGCCCGCCCGCCGCACUCACCUGCGGCAGGGAGGGACGGACCGGGGCCGGCAGCGGCCGGGACGCGACCGCAGCAUGGAGCGAGAGGGCAGCGCCAGCAGCCUCGCCCGGCGCGCAGCGGCCGCCCCUUCGCCCUGCGCCGGGGACCGAGCGCCGGCGCGGCGCCUUUAAGCGCAAAGCCGCAUGGGAGGCGUAGUCCGGACGCGCCGGGAGCCGCGGGACGGAGCCGUUCCCUCCCCGUGCCGGCAGCUCCGGGCGCGGUGCACGACUGGAGUUGUAGUCCCCGUUCCGGCCGUACCGCUGCCGGCAGGGCCGCGGGCGCGCAGCCCCGAGCUCCGCGUUCCUCUCCCCGCAGCGCGGCCGCUGAUAGGCGGCGCCGGCCGGGCCGCUGCGCGCCUGCGCGGGAGGUGCUGGUGGUAGCGGCAGCGGCGGCGGCGGCGCCGGGCGGUGAAGUUGGUCAAAGCGCCGGUGGUAAAAUGCAUAAGCUUAAAUCAUCUCAGAAGGACAAGGUCCGCCAGUUUAUGGCAUUUACCCAAGCUGGGGAAAGGACUGCUAUAUACUGCUUGAUGCAGAAUGAAUGGAAGCUAGAAGUGGCAACAGACAACUACUUCCAGAACCCAGAUUUGUACUACAAAGAAUCCAUGAAGAAUUCAGUAGACAGGAAGAAAUUAGAACAAUUGUAUAAUCGAUACAAAGACCCACAAGAUGAAAAUAAAAUUGGCAUUGAUGGAAUACAACAGUUCUGUGAUGAUUUAAGCCUGGACCCUGCCAGUAUCAGUGUUCUGGUUGUAGCGUGGAAAUUCAGGGCGGCUACUCAGUGUGAAUUCAGUAAAAAGGAAUUUGUAGAUGGCAUGACAGAGCUGGGGUGUGACUCCACAGAAAAACUAAAAGCUCUAUUGCCACGACUGGAACAAGAACUGAAGGAUCCAAUGAAGUUCAAAGAUUUUUAUCAGUUUACUUUUAACUUUGCAAAAAAUCCUGGACAAAAAGGUCUAGAUCUAGAAAUGGCAAUUGCAUACUGGAAUUUAGUCUUAUCAGGAAGGUUUAAAUUUCUAGAUCUUUGGAAUAAGUUCUUGUUGGAACAUCAUAAAAGAUCAAUUCCAAAAGAUACUUGGAAUCUUCUGUUAGACUUUGGAAAUAUGAUUGCAGACGAUAUGUCCAACUAUGAUGAAGAAGGAGCAUGGCCUGUUCUUAUAGAUGAUUUUGUGGAAUAUGCACGACCGGUAGUCACAGGAGGAAAGCGUAAAUCUUCCUAACCACAGACUCAUCAACAUGGACUAAAUGCACAGUCUGAACUGCAUUAGGUAAUGAAGAUUUGUUGGCUGAUAGCUAUGCACAUUGUUGCUGAUUUCAGUCAUGGUGAAAUUCCAGAGACAAAACAGAAAUUCUUCCUUUCUGCCUAACGAAAAUGAUGGUUGAGUUGUGGACGUUUCGUGAACAAGCUCAGAAGAUGGUCCAGGCUGAUUGCAGGCUAUUGGCUUCAAUUAUUGUACUGGUUGUAUCAUAUAGGAUGUAGAUUUUGCAUGAUUUUAUACUUUGGAGAAGUUUAACUAGAGGCCAUUUUAUUAUUGAAGUUUUGACAGCACAGCAUGCCAUUGAGUUCAUGAUCCAAAGUGAACACCAGCAGUCAAAUAAACAGAACUGUAUUAUAUUGUACCUAUAUUAAAGGCAGUAUUUGUGGUAUAUAAAUUAAAUCCCUAAAUAAAACU